Tachyglossus aculeatus (Australian echidna) is the source of this 786-nucleotide messenger RNA. Its product is annotated as keratin-associated protein 10-3-like. Bases 1 to 786 code for a protein of 261 amino acids. The record is from RefSeq and is a predicted model, not a curated record. Gene Ontology annotation, cellular component: keratin filament. The transcript has a single exon. NCBI's taxonomy places the organism in Eukaryota, Metazoa, Chordata, Mammalia, Monotremata, Tachyglossidae.
AUGGAUUCUGCCGCCUCCGUCUGCUCGAGCGAGGGCAGUGGCGGGAGCCUCGUCUGCCUGCCCGGUUCUUGCAACGUUUCAUCCUAUGCCCUGGACAACUGCCAAGAGACCUGCUGCGAACCUCCCUGCUUCGCGCCACCCUGUUGCGAACCCAGCUGUGGCCAGCCCGCUUGCUGCAGCACGGUGUGCUGCCCACCCACCUGCCGCGUGGCUCUCCUCUGCCGGCCAGUUUGCGGCGUGCCCACCGGCUGCCAGUCACCCUGUUGCCCCAGCCCCUGCCAGUUGGCCUGCACCAGCUCCUGCUCACCAUCUUGUUGCCAACAGUCUUGCAGCCAAGACUCCUGCGGCCAGUCGGCUAGCUGUCAAGACUCCUGCUGCCAAGACCCUUGCUGCCAACCCGCUGGCUGCCAAAGCUCUUGCUGCAUCCCCGUUUGCUGCAAGCCAGUCUGCUGUGUCUCUGUGUGCUGCAAACCAGUCUGCUGCAUGCCCACCCCCUGCCUGAGUGCCUCCUGCGGAGACUCUCGCUGUCAGCCCUCUUGCUGCAUCUCCACCUCCUGCCGCCCCGCUUCUUGCGUAUCGCUCCUCUGCCGCCCAGUGUGCAGCCGCCCGGUCUGUUGUGUGCCCGUCUGCUGCAAGCCGGCUGGCUGCGACUCCAGCUGCUGCGCGCCUGCCCCCUGCCAGCCUUCUUGCUGCCGGCCCGCCUCCUGUGUCUCUAUGAUCUGCCGACCCAUCUGCAGCCGGUCCGCUGGCUGCGGGGUCACCUCCGGCCAGAAGUCUUGCUGUUAA